Molecule: messenger RNA, 2859 nt
Organism: Capra hircus (goat)
Lineage: Eukaryota; Metazoa; Chordata; Mammalia; Artiodactyla; Bovidae
Gene: MIA
Product: melanoma inhibitory activity
Exons: 4
Coding region: 2396-2791 (131 amino acids)
Biological process (GO): extracellular matrix organization
Molecular function (GO): protein binding
Source: RefSeq, a predicted model, not a curated record
UACAGAAUAGUGUAGCAUCACUGUCCAAACUUUUAAUCACUUUUACUAUUUUGGCAGAUUUCUGUUUUGUCUCAAAUCAGAAUUCAGGGCAAGAAGUUAAAACCCAGGCUGCCAAAUACAGUUGGGCAGGUUCUAUACUGCACAAGAUGCUGCUUUUAAUGGCACACCAUUCACUGUAUAGACUCAUGUUGAUUGCGAUAAUUUUCUGACAUGAUAGAGUGUUAAGAAAGAGGUUUUUCUUUACCUUUUCCUAGAAAAAAAAUGCCUUCUCUCAUAGCAGGAGUCUCACGGAAACCACUCUAGGUACUUCAGGAAGAAAGGGAAGGAAGAUGAGUAUUCAUGGAGUCAUUGAAAGGAUGGUAGGAAUGGCAGUUUGGAUGGGAGAUGAGCUGAGUUCAACUUUGCAGCCCCUGAUUGAGCUGCAGUCUCUGGAGUUCAGGAAGAGGUCCCUGCUGCUGCUGCGGUGAGGGCCCGUGCUGACUUGAUCACACACAGGAGAUAGCAGCCAGGAGCCUCGGGCAGGUGGCUGAAUCAGUCUCCCUCCAGUGCUGCAGCUGCAGUGGAGGCUAGAAGAUGUGGUUUGUGGCUGGACAGUUACAUGCCCAGCUGAAGCUGGAUAAGAAGGGGAGAUUGAAUGGGGGACCUUCCUCAGCAGUCUGUCACAGAUCUGACUUGACAAUUUUUAAGUUGACUAAAUGUGUGUGUUUUAAAUAUAUAUAGCUCAAAACCCUUUCUCACACCAUAUAGAUAGCAAAAUGAGAUCCCUUGCCAGAAAUAGAAAAUUAACCACAGAAAUAAAUACAAUGAGGCACAGUGUUAAAUUCUCCCUGGAUGUCUUUUCCCGUGUCAAGGCUCUGAGCCCCAGCUUGCAUCUACUCUGCUCUCUCCAUUAAAGAAGAACGACAGUGUUGGAAACGCUGAAGAUUUACGGCACCACAUGCACACUUCCUCCUAGUAGGAUCUGAAAGAUGGAAGCGGGAGGGUGAUUGUCACCCUCACUACAUCAAGUUAUUGCAGACAGCACGUGGGAACAUGGUCUCUGGACAGUCCCCCCCAACUCCCACGAUAGACAACUGAUGUCCCCACUCUGAGCUUCGUUUCUUCCUGAGCUGUGCACCCCACCCCAGGUACUUAGCAAGCACUCAGUAAAUUCCCCAGAUAACUUGCCAAGUACCUAAUACACACCAAGUACUGUUAUGGCAUAGGAUACGCAGUAGUUAAUGAAACAGACAAGCUAAUUUCAGAUGCUGGGUUCUGAUAGGAAUAAAACUGACAUGAUGGGGUGAUGGGGUGGUGGAGCUGGGGAGCAGUAACGGGUGAUCAAGGCAAGCCUCUCUGGGAGGUGACAUGAAUAGAGCUAUUUGAUGCUUGCCUGGUACUUGGUGCUGGGUCUUGCGUGUGUGGAGAUGGCUUAGGCCCAGUCUUUGACCAGGAGGAAUCCUUCCCCACCCCAAGCCUAUGUUUGUCCAUUUUCUUCCCCUAAAACUAAAGUUUGGACUUGCUGGCUAGAGGUGAGAAUACCUGAGGAACGAGAUGGGUCUUCAUAGGAGACUUGAGUUCACAUCCUCUGCCACUCUUUGAUUCUGACCUUGGGCUGCUGACAGCUCCAAGCCCAGUAGUGAUGGGUAUGGGCCUGCAGCCAGAUCUAGCCUCUCCACUUACACUAACCCUGGACAGGUUCCUUAAGGCUCUGUGCUUCCAUUUCUACCUAAAAUGGGAUUAUGACGGUCCCCCUUCAAGUUGGUGCAGGCUAUGUACUUGAGCUAAUUAAAAAUAUGCAUGGUGAAUUCUUUACUAAAUAACUAGUAUCCCAGAUGAGAAAGGUGAGGCUCUGAGAGUAGUUUAGUGCAGUCAGGAAGUGGUUUCUGAGAAGAAAUAGUGAUCGUGGUUGGACAUCGCCUAGCCUAAGGCCCAACGUAUAAUAUUCACUCCGUACUUGAGAGCUGGGGCUAUUUCUGGCAAUCAAAGGGCUGCCUUGUUCUGCUGCCCCUCAGCACAGGAAAUUCCAAGGUGGUUUUUCCAUACUGGCUCCUCUUGUUCUGUUUCCAGGGACACGGCCGAGGGGCCUAGGUCUCCAAGCCAACUCAAAAAAGAUGGAAUUGAAUAUUUUAACCUGCCUGUCUGGGCCCCUCUGUUGAGGGGGGUGACUUGUUACUUGGAGUGGCCUGGGCUGCCUUGGGGCUCUCUGGGUAUUUCCUUGUGCUGGCAACCCUCACCCUGUCGUUGAAAUGGUUCUGCCUGGGUAGCAGCCUCUAGGUGGUGUGGGCGAAAUCUGGGACUGGUUUAAGGAGGGGACCAGACCCAGAACACAGGUUUCCUUAUGCUACUGCCGAGGGAGGGCAGGAGGAAACUAGAGACCCCAUUCCUGCCUUAGCCACUGUCUUGCCCAGAGUCCAUGAUGGCUUGGUCCUUGGUGUUUCUCGGUGUCGUCUUGCUGUCUGCCUUCCCAGGGCCUGGUGCUGGGGGCCGCCCCAUGCCCAAGCUGGCUGACCGGAAGAUGUGUGCCGAUGAGGAAUGCAGCCACCCCAUCUCCAUGGCCGUGGCCCUUCAGGACUACGUGGCCCCUGACUGCCGUUUCUUGACCAUACACCAGGGCCAAGUGGUGUAUGUCUUCUCCAAGCUCAAGGGCCGAGGGCGGCUCUUCUGGGGAGGCAGUGUUCAGGGAGAUUACUAUGGAGACGGAGUUGCUCGCCUGGGCUAUUUCCCCAGUAGCAUCGUACGUGAAGACCAGACCCUGAAACCUGCCAAAACCGAUGUGAAGACAGAUAUAUGGGAUUUCUACUGCCAGUGAGCUCAGUCUAUGCUGUCAGUGGUGGUGUUUCUCCCCGACUUUAUGCAAAUACAUCAGCCAAGUGCAAA